This is a messenger RNA of Colletotrichum graminicola M1.001, 369 nucleotides long. RefSeq lists its product as uncharacterized. The record is from RefSeq and is a predicted model, not a curated record. Bases 1 to 369 code for a protein of 122 amino acids. Lineage: Eukaryota; Fungi; Ascomycota; Sordariomycetes; Glomerellales; Glomerellaceae. The transcript has a single exon.
AUGCAUUCAAAGACCCUUCUUUUGGCUUUGCUUGGCGCCAUGAGCGUCUCAGCUGCCUCUAUCAGACGAGAGAACAACGGCGCCGAUUUUGGCAAAUGCACUCCGACUAUGGACUUUAAACUUGGCCGUCCCGGGCGCAAGGCUAAUGAGGGCACGUUUCUGCCCACGGAUCCCCUUGUCAAGGGGGGGCAGCAGGAUGCACUAAAUCCGAACAUCAUUACGAAUGAGAUUUGCAAUCAGCUUACCAACGUUUGUGGUGCGAACCAAGCCGCAAAGACCAAAUGUCAGGAUGCCAAGGCCAAGGUCGCGGCGGCGGGUGUCAAAGAUGCGUCGGCUGCGACGAUCUUCAACAGCGCCCUGGGCUUUUAA